AUGUUCUUCAGGUUUCAUAGCACAACAUUACAAACAUGCCUGACGUCUGGAGUCGCUCGUUCCUCCGUCGCCGUUGCAGUGCCUUUACGAGCGGGGUGUACUCGACGGGAAAUGUCAUCGGGAGGCGACGGGGUUUUGGAAGGUGCGAUGCAUAAGCCUGGCGAAUCCGGUCUCCAGGCGGGGAGCAGCACCACCAUUGCUGGUAAGGAAACAUGGUCUCAAUUUAGUACCAAAAUGAGGUAUGGUAGGCGUCGUAUUCGAGUUAUUGAUGUUGCAGCAAAGAUGUCAUAUGAGUAUCAAAUGCUCCGGAAAAUGUGCAAGCGUCGCCCCGCCAUGCGGCAGUGGGCAGUGCGGGAUGACUUCUGCGAUAUGAAUCCCGGUGUGGUGAUCAUGUCGCCUUCGAUGCAAGCAGCCUUUAUGAAGGUAUUUCGUAUGAAGGAAAAGGGUCUCAUUCGUCAGUGCCUACGUGAUAUUGUCCCUGUCAUUGAGUACCGCAACCGAGAGGAACCAGCACGACUCCCAACAAACCCAGCAGACAUGAUCCCGGAGGGUGAACCCGAUACGCUAAAUCAGAAAAAACGGGAACUAUUUGAGCGGCGUGAGAAGGGUGAAAACUUUGCCGAUCUCCGUCUCCACGACAAAAGAUCACAAGCGAAACUCCGCUUUAGGAUUCGCCAACGGUUGCUAAAGUUUCAACGGCAACUGGCAGUCGCCAAUGCAAUUGCCAGCCGAUCUGUACUUUACUCCACAAACGAUGCGAUUGGCUACUUUCUGUUCCGUGGGGCAGCCAUGUAUGCCGGGAUGCAUCGCGUGUUUUUUGAACUCAGCAAACAAUUGCCACACUUCGUGCCCAAAACUAUGUUAGACUUCGGGGCUGGCACUGGGACUGCCAUACUUGUCGCGAAGGAGGUGUACGAUCCCGGUUCCCUUGCUUACCCGCUUUACCGAUCACUUCGGCAGACAAUGCAGGGAAAUGAUUCCUCCCGUACACAUCAGCUCUCCGAGUUGCGGUAUGACCUCAAGCGACUGCAGCGCAACAACGAGGAGAAAAAGAAGGUGCGCUUCAUGGCGGUUGCAGCGUUACUGGAGCGCGGCGAGGUUGACCCUGCAGAUCUUCCAGAAGACCUAAAGCGAGAAAUUGCUGAGGUUGCGACCGCUGCUGCAACUGCAAAAAAGGACCGCCUUGUGCGGGAGGCACAUGCGAGGUACCGUGACGUAGUUGAUGGUACCGAAUGGGAGAGCGGCGAUCCUCUCGGGGAGGUUCGUGCGAGUACGGAGGAUCCGGAGGAUGUUAUCGACGGAGAACAGGGCGACGGCGGCGAUGACGGCGAGGCGGCGAAGGGUCGCCCGAAAACGUGGUGGGAAAAGCUUAUUGAUGUGGAAAAUGAAACAGCUCGCACUCGCGCCGCCAGACGACUUCGCCCUCUUCAGGAAGUUACUGCAGUAGAGCCAAGUCCAGGCAUGAUGGAGAUAGGGACGAUGGUUCUUCAUGACGAUGUACCCAACGUUACGUGGAAGCGUUAUUUGCUUCCCGAAGAUGAAGCGAUCCAACACGAUUUGGUUGUUGCCGCGUAUUCACUUAGCGAAAUUGCCACCUCAGAGAACCGCCGCCGCAUUGUGCAGCAAUUGUGGAAGAUGACCAAAGGUGUUCUUGUGUUUGUUGAGUUUGCUAAUCUUAAUAACUUUAACAUCUUAAUGGAGGCGCGCGACUGGAUCCUCGAGGAAAAGGAUGUUGGUCUCUGGGAUUGGCAGCCCACCAUUGUAGCUCCUUGUCCCCACGAACAUCGCUGUCCUUUGAGGCACUGCAAAACUGGUGUGAAGCGAAAGCGUAUGCGUAUUUGCAGCACGGAAGCGCACUACCGUUCCACAUUUGUUGAGGUGUGGGCACGGCAUAUGCCGCUGAAGGUUGGCAUUGAACCGAUUUCUUACUUGAUUUUGGCACGUAAUGAGCUUGUACCUGAGCGGGCCGAACGCCGACGAGAACAGUUGAAGAAAGCAGAAGAGAUGAAACGGCGGGAACGCGAUGUGAAGCAGCAGCAGUUGCAUGAGGCGUCGCUCGCAGUCAAAGACGUCGUGUUCGAGCGCCUUAGCGAUGAGGCACUUCACCGCGUGCAGAGUGGUGUUCCUCAACCUUUAACUGAUAUCGAUGAAGUUCGGGAGGCUUCCACCUCCGCAACUUCGACUUCUCUUCUCAAAGAUUUGAAAGACGGUGCGACGAGUACGGGUGAGAUUGGUCAUAUGCCAACUGAUGUGCCGCGGUUGGUGAAGACAGGCAACACCCGGCACAAUCGGCUCAUAUUUCCGCUCCAAUUUCCCCCGGCGACGCAUAAGUUUAACCGUGCGUUUGUGGAUGCGGGUUAUCAGAGGCAACGCGCCAUCACGCCUGCAGAAAUGCUUGUGGUGCGCCAAGAAGUUGAACAGCUGCAACAGCGUGUCAUGCGAGCUGCCCCGAAGUAUUUGCGUGUUGUGAGGGACCCACGUUGCCACGGCAAAGUGCAAGCUGAUUUUUGUACCCCAGAGGGUGAUCUUGUGAGUGGUCGCGUUUAUAGGCGUUUUUACGGCGAUAGGAAUCGCGUGAGUGCGCACAGUACGAUGCGAUGGCAACACAUUGGCGGCUGGAAGUUGCUGAAGCGCAUUCGACGGGGAUCUUUGUUCCCACACAAUGUUCCGCUGUAUGCUGUGACGAAGCACGCUCAGAUCGACUUUCCCAACACUCUUCUCGACACCAAGCACUCAACGGUAGAGCAGACGGCCAUGCAGUACAACGAUCCUAUGUCACUUGUGGAGAUGCCGGAUGAUGGACUAACCCGCGAGGAACUUAAACAAAAGCGUCGUUUGCAACGUGACGUUGAGCUGCAGAAAAAGGUGGAAGAGAAACUGGAAGAUAUAUUUGGUGUAAAUGCUAAGGACUGGAAGAUGGAUGACUUGGGUGGCGGACGUUUAGAUGCUCGCCGAGAGAUCAGUGAACAACAGUGGGCCGAUGCGGUUCGUCGUGCGAAGAUACGAACCGUACAGCACACUAAAAAUGCUCUCCCUUUUGCAGCAAAGAAACGCGCGGCUCAACGUGCCCUGCAGGUGCGGAGACGCAACGUGAGACUGGAGAUGUCAGGGAACCGACGCCGUUAA
This is a messenger RNA of Trypanosoma brucei brucei TREU927, 3126 nucleotides long. RefSeq lists its product as hypothetical. Gene Ontology annotation, biological process: translation. Gene Ontology annotation, cellular component: mitochondrial small ribosomal subunit. The record is from RefSeq and is a predicted model, not a curated record. Lineage: Eukaryota; Euglenozoa; Kinetoplastea; Trypanosomatida; Trypanosomatidae. Bases 1 to 3126 code for a protein of 1041 amino acids. Gene Ontology annotation, molecular function: methyltransferase activity; structural constituent of ribosome. The transcript has a single exon.